GACUAAGUCUGCCCUGAGCGGCUCACUCAUUGGAGGAAAUUGGAUGGGCAACGUAAGCGCUCCUCUUGAAUGGGAAAUAGCAAAAGGGGAAAAACGAGCUGAGCAAGACACACACACACACACACGCGGCAGACUGACAGCAACACACGCACACACGGGGACUGAGUGUCUUGAUGCAGAAACAAGAAGAACCUCAUUAUGAUUUUUCUUUUGGAGUAAACGCAUUUUCGUCAUCAGGAGUUGCUUUUUUAAUUACAGGAUUCGCGUCAUUACGAGCCGUGCGCGCAUUCCUCAACAGGAUUUGCGCAUCUCCAAUUGCAAAUUGGUGUCUGCUCUCCACGAGAGCGUUGUUUUAUUUAUAUUAUUUUUUUCCUGCCCAGCAGAAAGCUUUCAUAGUCAUGUUCGAGCGGCGACUGGCGAAGCAUUUCCUCUGAAAUUCUUGUAUUUCAAAAAAAAAAGAAAAAGAAAAAAUGGAACAACAGCUCUCCAAACCAGAAAGCAAAAACAUGGAUUCGUGUCUGAGACGACUGAAGCAAGAACUGGUGUUUAUGAAAGAAGCCGGGGAUGGUCUCCACGCUCAGAUGAAUUCAAUGAUGGGAGCCCUCCAGGAACUCAAACUUCUCCAGGUUCAGACAGCACUAGAAAACCUUGAUAUUUCGGGCCGGCCCAUUAACCGAGGUAUCCCACAUCCUGCUUCACCAGCUCCUCGUGAAGCAUCAGCUACAGCAGCUUCAACCUCAGACGAGCAUCACGGGUCCUGCUUUAGCCAAACCAUGCCAGAAGAGCCUAGUCAGAGUCCGAUGCCAAGUCCAAGGCAGUCUCUAGAGAGCAGAAACACCUUCAGCCGAGAUGACAGCAGCCAAUCACAAAACAGAAGCAGCCUGGGAACCUCGUCUUCCUCGUCAUCCAGCCUAGAGAGUGAGAGCGACAUAACUGAAAGAAGUGCGAGAAGUGCAAGAAGCGAGAAUGACCUUGAGUCUAUACCCAAGAGGUGGUCAGGGUAUGCAGCACCGCAGGUGGAUUUCUACGGACCAAUGGGGGGAAACCCUCCACCAGAGUCCUACCCCCAUCCACAGGCUCCACGUCGUGCUCAGGUAGUCGACCUGCCUGGGAUCCUGUACAGCCUCUCCAGAGAGGGCCCUUCAUUGGACAGUGACUACUCCCAGGAUAGCACAGAUGACGGCAGCGACUGGACUUCUUCACUCAUGAGCCGCAGCCGAAAUCGUCAGCCUUUAGUGCUGGGUGACAACGUCUUCGCCGACCUCGUGGGCAACUGGCUGGACCUGCCCGAGGUGGAGAGGGACGAGGGUGAAGAAGAGGAAAGAAGGAAGAGGAGGGAAGAGAGGAUAGUGGACAGAGGUGCCGACAGACCAGACACACCAGCUCACCCUCUCCGCCUCAGCCGCUCACAGGAGAUCUGCAAGAAGUUCUCGUUAACCACAAACAUCUUCAAGAAGUUCCUCCGCAGUGUCCGUCCCGACAGGGACAAGCUGCUUAAGGAGAGACCUGGCUGGAUGGCACCUGAGCUGUCAGAGGGCGACCUCUUUAAAAGGCCAAAGAAACUGGUUCCUAAAAGUUCAAAAGGCAGCUUCUACCUGCCGUUCUGGGCAAACGGACAGCAGGGCAAAGCCAGGCCGUGUCCACAUCUAGCUGAAGCCGAGAGGAACCACCAAUGCCACUUCCCCCAGGUCCACCAGCAGCCGUUCGCUGGGAUUUAUUUAGACAGGAGACAGCCGGAGACUGGUCUGGAGAAAAUGCAGCCCUUGUUUGACUACAACACAGCUGUGUGGGUCUGACAGUGAGGCCAACAGUCUGCCAGCGAUGCCAGACUGAGUGAAUGACAGGUGCUGGGUUCUUUUUGGCUGUGCUAGAGGGGAAUGAAUGAAUGACUGAAUAAAAAGGCUUAGCUACAGAUAUUUUCCAAAAAUGAACCGAUGAAUUUCACACCCAGAGAUUAUCAGGGCAACAUUUUGUCUGACAAUCCUAAAACCUAAACCUCGUUUGCUGUGUAUGUCAAGGUGUGUGAAUGUGUUUGAGACGGAGUUAGAGACAAACAUUAUGCUGCAAGUUUUGUAUUAUUCAAAUUUCUUUGUGUGUGUGUGUGUGUGUGCACGUAUGACUGGGUUCUCUGGAUGAAUUAAGACGGUACUUCGAAAUGGACAUCUGUCUCAGAAUGUCACAUCACAUCACAUCACAGAUUCUUAAACAAACAUCCACAGACUUUUUCACUUCUAUGAUACAGGACAGGCUCUCAUAUAUCUCUCUUCUUUGCAUCUAUGAAUAGAAACACCAACUGCUGGAUUGCAUGGUUACUGUUUUUAUAAGUGAUGCUACAAAACAGCUGUUACUGAACGCACUGCCACUGAAACACAGUAAUGUGCUCCCUCUUGUUUCCAACAGGCCUUGAUGCCAUGGAAACUCAGGUUUAACUGAACUCGAUGUCUCAUUCACCUUGCUCAGGGAAUGAAUGUUACACAGGAGUAAACUAUAAGAAACUGCCGCAUUUAAAUAGUUUUUAAUACAGUUUAGGGAAGUCUUGCCUCAUUCCAUCUUGCCUAGAAAGACAUUACAGCAAUACGGUGCAUGACUAGUUCAGAUAUUGCACAUUAAACUUUGAGAUUUGUCCCUCGUAAUCAGCAGUGUUGUGCUUGCUUGCUUGCUUGCUUGUUAGAAACACUCAUUUUUCUUCUCUGCCAUGUGGACAUGGCACACGUUGAGUCAACUGUCAGUCCUCCUGGGUUGUUACACAGAGCAAGGAGGGGGUAGAGAUGGCACAGCCAGUACUGACUGACUGAGUGACUGCCAUCUGGUACCCGGUCAUUAUGAUAAACUCAUUCACGACAGGCUCAAAGAAGAUGCAAAACGGGCUCUUUUUUGUGGAUGAGCUGAAUUAUGGUGAUGGUGUUAGAUACUGUAUAUACACACAUACAGGUGUAUGUAUGUUAGAGGGCUGUGACAGUGAUGAGACAGUUGAGAGUGGAGGUAAAGACCUAAUUUCUAUCAGACAGGAUAGAUGAAGUUAAAUGUACAGAACAUUGUACAUAUUUGUCAUCAACCAAACAGCAGCAAUAAUACCAAGAUUUAUUCUAAUAUCCAUCGCAUGGUUUUCAUUAUUUUGCACAGAUAAAUACAGUAUGUCACAGUAAUAUUGCAGUUCUUACCAUAACAUGUAAACAACAUCACCACACUUGUAUUGAAACCACAAACUGAUGAGUUAAUCGUUGAUAUACAGUAUCUAUUCUCUUGUAUCAUAACAAACCAUUUCAGUGUUUCUCAUUUUAAGUGGCAUCUUAACAGUUAAAAACUUCAGCUUCCUUCACAAAUUCUCAUAAAUAUCAGGAUUCCCCUCAGGAUUACAGAUGAUACUGCCCGCUCCGACUUAAAAAUACGUUUUUAUAGAGGACCACUGUUAUGCAAGGACAAUCUGAUGCUCUAACUUCUUAUUGUAACAAAAAACAGUUAGUUUCAUUAAGUUUUGUU
Messenger RNA from Larimichthys crocea (large yellow croaker), 3480 nucleotides. RefSeq names its product inka box actin regulator 2 (gene inka2). Gene Ontology annotation, cellular component: nucleus. Bases 471 to 1796 code for a protein of 441 amino acids. Gene Ontology annotation, molecular function: protein serine/threonine kinase inhibitor activity; protein kinase binding. The transcript is spliced from 2 exons. The record is from RefSeq and is a predicted model, not a curated record. Lineage: Eukaryota; Metazoa; Chordata; Actinopteri; Sciaenidae.